This is a messenger RNA of Aedes aegypti (yellow fever mosquito), 487 nucleotides long. RefSeq lists its product as uncharacterized. The coding region runs from base 203 to 469 and encodes 88 amino acids. The record is from RefSeq and is a predicted model, not a curated record. NCBI's taxonomy places the organism in Eukaryota, Metazoa, Arthropoda, Insecta, Diptera, Culicidae. The transcript has a single exon.
GUUUUUGAUUUUUAUACCUUUUUUCCCACUUAUAGGUUCUGGAACUGCAGAAGAGGCUGGACUCCGCUAGGAUAACAAUUCGACAAUUACCUGGAAUCGACUAUAGCAAGGAGGAGCAACUGAGAAGACUUGAGAGUCUUCGAAAGCAACUAGCGUUGAAACAACAAUUGAUUAAAAAAUACAAGAACGUUCAAUUUUAAUCAUGCUUCGCGUUAUUCUGCGAUAUUUGGCUAAUAAUGAGCAGCUUAUACAACGGCUCGCUGAGAGUUAUCCUAUGCGCAGAGCUGCUCAAUUACUAGUAAGUGCUUAUUAUAGAGGUCGGGCAAUUGCCCAGGACCAGAAAAUAGGAGAGAUGACUCCGGAAAAAUUUAAACGAAUGAUGAAUACAUUUAAAACAAAUGUCCAGCAGGAAAUUAAAGCAGCAAAGGAGGAUUUGAAAAAAACGUCAAUGAUAAAUAUAGCAACCUAGUAAUAUACUCACAUAAAA